This is a messenger RNA of Empidonax traillii (willow flycatcher), 887 nucleotides long. Its product is annotated as leucine-rich repeat-containing protein 3B-like. The coding region runs from base 39 to 797 and encodes 252 amino acids. The transcript is spliced from 2 exons. Lineage: Eukaryota; Metazoa; Chordata; Aves; Passeriformes; Tyrannidae. The record is from RefSeq and is a predicted model, not a curated record. Gene Ontology annotation, molecular function: protein binding.
UGCCUACGGCACAGCGGGUCCUCCUCUGCCCGGUCACUAUGGAGCUGCUCCUGCAGAGCCCCCUCCUCCUCCUCCUCCUCCUCCUGGGCUGCUUCCUCCACCCUGCCACCGCCUUCCCCAAGGGCUGCUACCCCUCGGAGGAGGAGGGGCUGAAGACCUUCCGCUGCAGCAACGCUCGGCUGACCGAGGUCCCCAGAGACAUCCCCAACGACACCAACAAGCUCUACCUGGACUCCAACCGCAUCCCCUUCCUGCCCCGCGAUGCCUUCCGGGACCUGCCCCUGCUGCUGGAGCUGGAUCUGUCCCACAACGCCAUCGCCAGCGUGGAGAGCGGGGCUUUCCGGGGCCUGGCAGAGCACCUGCGCUCCCUGGACUUGUCUUCCAACAGGCUGGUGUCGGUCAGCAAAGACGCCUUCAGCAACCUGAAGGCCAAGGUGAACCUGUCCAACAACCCGUGGCUGUGCGACUGCCGGCUGCAGGAGCUGGUCCGCACCGUGGAGCUGGUGGCCGGCUCCUCGGGCGGCAUCGUCUGCGACUCCUCGGCGCAGGAGGAGCACGUGGGCAAAGCCUUCCUGCAGGUCAUCGCUGACACGGACCUGUGCAACGUGUACAAGAAGACCACGGACAUCGCCAUGCUGGUCACCAUGUUCGGCUGGUUCGCCAUGGUGAUCUCCUACCUGGUGUACUACGUGCGGCAGAACCAGGAGGACGCCCGGAGGCACCUGGAGUAUCUCAAGUCGCUGCCCAGCAAGCAGCGGCGCUCGGAGGAGUCGUCCACCAUCAGCACUGUGGUGUGAGCACCGGCACCCUGCGGGACAUGGGGACGCACAGGGAUGGGAACAGCCACUCCGGGGGCUCCUCAUGCUGCAGGAGGUGUCACAGCCACC